AUGUCGUCCAGAGAAGUUCAUUACAGAGGAGUCAGAAAGCGUCCAUGGGGUCGCUACGCCGCCGAAAUACGUGACCCGUGGAAGAAAACUAGGGUUUGGCUAGGCACUUUCGACACGCCGGAGGAAGCUGCGCUAGCAUACGACGGCGCCGCCAGGUCACUUAGAGGUCCGAAAGCCAAGACUAAUUUUCCGGCGCCGGAACUCGGGGCGUCUCUUGAUCUUAACUUGCCGUCCGAUCCUCGGUGGGUUAUGGGAGAGUUUCUACAGACAUCUAUUAUCAAGGACCCUGGAGAAAACGCUAGUGUCUCGGGAUGUGUGAGCCGCCGUGAUGGGGAUGCUCACGGUGAAACUCCGUUGCUGGAGAGUUCGGAAACGGCGGCAUAUUUAGGGAUUGUGCGCCGAGGGUUGCCUAUAGAUUUGAACGAGCCUCCACCUACGUGGCUUGCAUAA
This is a messenger RNA of Daucus carota subsp. sativus, 450 nucleotides long. Its product is annotated as ethylene-responsive transcription factor 12. The transcript has a single exon. NCBI's taxonomy places the organism in Eukaryota, Viridiplantae, Streptophyta, Magnoliopsida, Apiales, Apiaceae. The record is from RefSeq and is a predicted model, not a curated record. Gene Ontology annotation, biological process: regulation of DNA-templated transcription. The coding region runs from base 1 to 450 and encodes 149 amino acids. Gene Ontology annotation, molecular function: DNA-binding transcription factor activity; DNA binding.